This is a messenger RNA of Copidosoma floridanum, 2509 nucleotides long. RefSeq lists its product as uncharacterized. The record is from RefSeq and is a predicted model, not a curated record. Gene Ontology annotation, molecular function: protein binding. Lineage: Eukaryota; Metazoa; Arthropoda; Insecta; Hymenoptera; Encyrtidae.
CUCAUAUGGAAUGGCAGGCCGCGCCUCCGACGGGCCAUCAGCCUCCCUCCACAGGCUCCAUGUUUCGCGCCAUCAGCCGUCAACCAUCGUUUCCCUACCACUAUUGCCAUCGCCAAUGCACCACCACACAGCCGGAAAAUACUCCGUCGCGACGACGAUAGCAAAAACCAUGGGCACGCAAGCGUUGCUGGUCCUGCUUUUACUACUGACGGCAAUCCAGUCGGCCAGCGCUGGACUGUGCCCGGUGAGGUGCCGCUGCGACGACGAGUCCCUGCGCAGCAGCUGCGCCUACGGCAGCCUCGACAUCGUGCCCAUCCAACUGAACCCGGAGAUCCGGCACAUCGACCUGUCGGGCAACCGCAUAAGCGGCCUCCACAUGGCCUUCGAGUUCUACGAGAACCUCGAGUCCCUCGACCUCAGCUCCAACCUCAUCCACACCCUCGGCUCCAACAACUUUCGGGUCCAGCAGCGCCUCGUCAAGCUCAACCUCUCGAGCAACGCCAUCCGCACCCUCGCCAAGACGGCCCUCCACGGGCUGGCCGCCCUCAAGCACCUCGACCUCUCCAACAACAACAUCACCGACAUGGACGAGCAGGCCCUCCGCUACACCAGCGAACUCGAGCACCUCGACCUCAGCGGCAACCAGAUAACCAGUCUCCCGGCGGGUCUCCUGCGCAACCUCCACCGGAUCAAGAGCCUCGUGCUCAGCCGCAACAGUUUGCUCGAGUCACCGGCGGCGAACCUCGCCCUCACCCCGAGCCUCGAGCGCCUCGACUUCUCGGACAAUUUGAUCCAAGAACUGGGCAAGGACUCGCUGCCCUCCAUGCCCGGCCUCGUCCACCUCGACCUCUCCAACAACGUCCUACGGAGUAUAUCCGACGACGCGUUCGACCGCGUGCCCGGGCUGAGGAGCUUGUGGCUCGCGGGCAACAAUCUGACCUCCGUGCCGAGCCAGGCCCUCUCGAAGAUGAUCAUGCUGACGAGCCUGCUGCUCAGCCGGAACCCGCUGGGCGAGCUCAGGAGCCUGGCCUUCCGGAACCUCUUCGAUCUGAGGCAGCUCGAGCUCAACGACUGCUCGAUCGGCCGGGUCGAGGCCAGGGCGUUCGCCGACAACGUCAACCUCGAGAGGAUCUCCAUGGACGGGAACAGGGAGCUCGCCGAGUUGCCACCACGGGUACUCUAUGCGGCCGGGAACCUGAGGUGGGUGUCGCUGCGCCGGUGCCGGCUCUCCUCGCUCCAGCCGACGCAGUUCCCGGUCGACGGUUUAUCAGCGUUGCGCGUGGGCGGCAACCCCCUGGUGUGCAACUGCUCGGCUCACUGGCUGUGGAACGUCCUGCAAACGGCGGAGGAGCGAAAAAACGAGAGCAGCAGCUCCCACCUCGAGAUCGACAGCGGGGACAUCGUGUGCGCGGACGAGGAGUUCGCCGGUAAGCCGCUGAUCGGUUUGCCGGAGGCGUCGCUCAAGUGCCGGCUGAGCGCGUUGUACCUGUGCCUCCUGGUGUUGGGCUGUCUGUUGGCCACGGCCGCGGUACUCGGGCUCGUGGCUUACCUGGCGAGGCUCAAGAAGAGGAAACGCGUGCCCGCGUACGCCCCCUCGGCGAGGCCCGAGCUCCUCGUCUACGUCGACAGGGCCAACGGACAGCUCGCCGACAAGCACCACGAAUCCUACGGCAGGAGGAUCAUCGCCAGGGCGGAGGAUCUUGUCUACGAGGCCGCUCGUCCAGAUUACCAGCAGUGCCGGCGCAAGUCCGGCAGCGAGUCCUCCGAGUCGCGAGAGACGAACGUGUACGAGACCCCGCGCUACACGCGUCCCACCAGGCGGGACACCGACCAGACCUUCAACUCGUUCUACCAACAGCAGCAACCGCAACGGGCCCCGCCCACGCCACCUCCGUCCAACAACCUGCACUACACGAACGACACGCUGAUCAAGGCCACCAGCAACGGCGGCACGGCCUUGACGAACACUCGCACCUGUCACGUGCCACCACCCACCCAAGAGGGCGUCUACGCCGUCGCCGACGUGACGAACCUCGGGUCCGAACCUCUGGCCUCCGGCCCCGAGCUCAUACCCGCGCUCUACCGCAUGCAACAGCGGACCAACAACCACCAGCCCCCGUACGGCAGCACCCGCCGCUCCAACAAGCUCCAGGACUACGGCUACGAGCCCACCAUGCCCCCCCAAAAGCCCCACGUCGUCUUUGUCUGAGGGCUGGCUUUGCCAAAGCUUCGUUUCUAAACUUGUAGGCACGGAGCGGGGGAUGUGACGAAGAAAAAAACAAAAACAAAAAAACCAGUAAUAAUUAGGGAAGCGCGUGCGCUCGAGUUGCCAAAUCGCGGCAGAGCUCGGCUCUGUCCAUAGCUUUUUUUCCGUCGGAGCCGAGGGUUGCACCUCUGGCGCCGUUUGUUUUUUUCAUUGAUACAGAAGUUGCGUCGAAUUUUUCGAGGUCCCUACAUUGGGUAUCGUUGUUUUUAUGUUUUAUGUUUCAUUUGGUAAACCAUAUAUAUU